Molecule: messenger RNA, 1709 nt
Organism: Rosa chinensis
Lineage: Eukaryota; Viridiplantae; Streptophyta; Magnoliopsida; Rosales; Rosaceae
Product: F-box/LRR-repeat protein At4g14103
Exons: 3
Coding region: 88-1596 (502 amino acids)
Molecular function (GO): protein binding
Source: RefSeq, a predicted model, not a curated record
AGUCAGGCAAAGAUGCCCAUAGAAGAAAUUAAAUAAAUGUCUGAGAGUGCGUGGAGGGUUCACUUUUAUACUUGACUCACACACACAAUGAAAAUGUCUCUGCGGAUGUCGUUCUCAGAUGAUUAUCCCUUUGUUUUUCGGCAACAAAUCCGAUCUUUCAGGGGUGAGGAUAGGAUCAGUCAAUUACCAGAUGCUGUUCUUCGUCACAUACUUUCCUUUGUUCCAACAACCAAAUGUGUUGUGAGAACCUGCAUUUUGUCUAAAAGGUGGAAGGACAUAUGGGCCUCUAUUCCCAAUCUAUACUUCCGUGAUGAAGAGUUCUCCUCUUCUGCUGAUUUCAUAGCCUUCGUUGAUCGUGUGCUUCUCCAUCGUGGUUCAUCAGCCAUUCAAAAGUUCCAUCUUCAUUUCAAUCGUUAUUGUGCUGAGGAUUUUUCUCGUGUUGAUAGUUGGAUUAGCACUGCCGUAAGGUGUAAUGUUGUGGAACUAGUCCUUUCUAUCGGUUCAGGUGGACAAGCGAUGUUUGAGUUGCCUCUAAGCCUUGUGACUUGCAAAACACUUGAGGUUUUGAGGCUGAUGAUGUCAUUGUUUAUCAUCAAUAAUGUGCCUACAUCAGGGUGUUUCCCAAGCCUGAAGUGCUUCCAUCUCCAUUUUACAGAUAACUAUGCUAAUUACACCGCGAUGAGGUUGUUUUAUUUCUCUGUGCUUGAACAUUUUACUAUAGAUGGAGAUCCUGGACCAAGUUUAUUGGAUCUCAACAUCUUUGCUCCUGAAUUGAAGACAUUAAGGAUAGAAUUUUCCAGUUCAAAUGAUAUGCAUAAGUAUUACAAUAUUGAUAUUGAUGCCCCGGAUCUUGAGAAACUUGAUCUCAAGGUGGGUUCUCUGUCAAAUUUUAGUUUGACGGAUACAAAGUCGCUAGUUGAAGCCGAUAUUAAACUCUGUUUCCAUCCCAAUGAAGAUUAUGUACAAGAGGACUCUGUUAGGCGUGAUACUGAGUUUCUGGCAGCAAUUUCUAUUGUUAAAUAUCUGUCUCUUUCCGGGAGUAUCUAUGAGGCUUGCUCUGUGCCUGCAUUUGAUAAUUUGAUCAAACUGAGGCUGGUUCAUUUUGGCGGCUCUCACUGGUGGAAAACACUAAUGAAGUUGCUCGAGAGAUCACCUAAUCUAGAAUGUCUUGUAAUAGACCACCAGAUCCAUCCAACCCGAAGACAGGUGGAAGUGGAGGUGAUUGAACUUGAUCCUGAGAAAGAAGAGGAGGUGAUUGAACAUACUGGAUAUGAAGUGUCAUUGAUUGAAGUUACAAAGUACACAAAAGUGCUGAACUGGAUUCCACCAAACUCUGUUCCCAACUGUUUGCUGUCGCACUUAAAGACCAUCUCCAUAAGGGGAUUCAGGGGAAAGGGUUGCAAUGGAUAUCUAGACGAGAUGGAAUUGACCAAGUAUCUGUUAAAGAAUGGUCGAGUUUUGGAGAAGAUGAUUAUUUAUACUCCUGGUGCAUUUCGAGAUACAAAAGAGGAUAUCUUCAACGAAACUUCUAUGAUUGAAUGGAGUUCUAAGGUUGUUCAAGUUGAAAUUAUUGAGAAGAUGUUUUAUGGGGAGUAGAGUGAUUCUGUGAUUAAAGGCCACUAAACUUCUGAAGCAUCUUCUCAAAGUUUAGUGGCUUCCCAUCUGUGACAAUCAUUUCAUUAGUUUUCCUUCUUUUCAUCUUUGCUUUA